Molecule: messenger RNA, 2500 nt
Organism: Procambarus clarkii (red swamp crayfish)
Lineage: Eukaryota; Metazoa; Arthropoda; Malacostraca; Decapoda; Cambaridae
Product: otogelin-like protein
Cellular component (GO): extracellular matrix
Source: RefSeq, a predicted model, not a curated record
GUCCUUCGUGACCUGGGCUGUGGCCCCUCUAGAGCAGGAUGUAUAUAAGCGAGGAGAAGAUGCCUUGAGGCAGACACAGGUCCUCCGCCGCGGCGCCAACAUCGUCCAGCGUCUGACACCCAUCUCCUUGCUGCCUACCUGAGAAGUGUACAAGGCCCUGAAGAUGGCGCCACCACUGUUCAUCCUGGUGCUGGCGUUGGUGGUGAUGGCAGCGGCGCCUCUCCUGGCCGAAGAUUUAGAUCAUUGUCUGGGGCUAUCAUCAUGCAUCCACGGCGGCCAGUUUGUCCCUCACGGCACCGUGUUGGCCAACCUUCCAGACAAGUGUAUGAGGAUUGUCUGCGACAAAGGCUCUGCUGUGCCCGAGUUUGUCGGCGAUGAGAAGGCUUCUGGCUGUUGUGAGUUCCGAGGGAACAUCUACCAGCCGGGCCUAGUAUAUCCUGCUGGCUGCGCCAAGAUGACUUGUGAGGGCGGCAACUGGAAGCCCACGGGAGAGAUUGAGACACAUUGUCCGCAGUGCGAGGUCUUCGACGACCCCCACUUCUGGAGCUACGACCGUCACAGGUUCGACUACCACGGAGACUGCAAAUACGCCAUCUCCCAGAAAGGGAACAGCAUUGAUCCUGAAUACGGCAUCUUCGCACAGUUCCAGCGCUGCUACAACAUGCCCUCUUGCGUCCAAAAGACCACCUUCAAAGACAACCCGGAGCUUCAGAUUGAGAUAGGAGAAUGGGGACUCGCUUCUCCAGGCAUUUUCAAGAUUCGUGCAAACGGUGAAGAGAUUGAGGUGCCAGCGGGUCCCUACGCCCAGAGGGUGACCGCCGGAGGAGUCAAGCACAAUGUCCUUGUCUGGCGCCAGGGAGAAUGUCUCAGGAUUCUGGGCUCUCAAGGUCUUGUGCUCCAGCACUGCAAGAUUCGCUUCGACGUGUGGGCCAACCCUAAUCUUCAUUCUGAGCUUCGCGGCUUGUGUGGUAUUCCGGACAAGAACACUGGCAACGACUUCACUACUAGGAACAACGUGCCGUACAACCCUACGCUCAACGCCCCUGCUGUGUUCGCCGAGUCCUGGAAGACACCGGACCAGACCAACCCCGCCUGCACAGCCGCCGGGAGACGCAGGAGAUCCAUCAACAAGGAGUCUCAAGCAGCGUUCAAACAAUGCCAGCAGGACAAUGUUUCAUGGAAGAGAAUGUUGGCACUGUGCCAGCAGACUGUUGGUGGGGCAAAAUCCAAUGGCCAGGGUGCCUCUGGGGAGCUCAGCCAGGUGCUUGUGGAUUCGUGCGCCUUUGACCUGUGUAUGAUCAGCAAAGGCUCGCCAGACCCGGAGAAGGACACUGAGAAGUGGCUGGGUGAGGUGAAGGUGAUGACUAAGGAGCGAGUCUUCAUUGAGACUAUGGUUGUGGAGUGUGACCGGGAGAAGGGUCAGUGUGAGGACCUGCCUAAGGAGGUCGUAACGACACCCAACCCCUGUACGAAUCCCAUCGACUUGAUCUUUAACCCGGGAUGUUUGGGACUGCAGCCAAUUCGGCACUUCUUCCACAAUUAAAACCACCACUUCUUCCUGCAGAGACGGAUGAGCUAUUGACGGACCACAUGGCGUCGGGAAGCUCGCAAGUGUGAAGACCGAAGAGAUGCUGUAAUAUUUAGAUACAAGCCCCUGUAAUAUUAGACCAAAGACCCGUAAGGUGCUGUAAUAUUGGGAUACAAGCCAAUUCAUUGCUGUAAUAUUAGGAUACAAGCCAAUAAGGUGCUGUAAUAAUUGGAUACAAGCCAAUUCAAUGCUGUAAUAUUAAGAUACAGACCCAUAAGGUGCUGUAAUAUUGGGAUACAAGCCAAUGGAAUGCUGUAAUAUUAAGAUACAGACCAAUAAGGUGCUGUAAUAUUGGGAUACAAGCCAAUGCAAUGCUGUAAUAUUAAGAUACAAACACAUGGGGUGCUGUAAUAUUAGGAAGGAGUCCAAAGAGGUAUUGUAAUAUUAGGAUACAAGCCCACAAGGUGGUGUAGUAUUAGGAUGCAAGUCCAUAAGAUGCUGUAAUAUUAGGAUACAGAUCUAUAAGGUACUGUACUAUUAGUAUAUAGACAUAUGAGUUACUGUAGUAUUAGUUUGCAGGCCCAUGGAGUGUUGAACUCUUAGAAUACAUGUUAAUGGGGUGAUGUGUAGUAAUGGUACAUAUCCCUCAUUAGUACAUAUAAUCAAGUGCAGCCUCCAGCCUGUGUGCUUCUGAAAAAGUACUGUUUAAGUGGCCUAACCUAACCUAACCUAACAUUAACUAACCUAAUCUAAAGUGUAAAUGCACAUGUCAGCAUCAUAUUAGCGGAGAGCGCAUUCAUGUUGCAAUUGUUUUCGUUAUAUAGUCAGCAAUUUAAUGUGAAAGUUUAAAUAUUUUUGUUCAAUAAAGUUAGAUAUUUACUCUUUAUAUCAGGCUGCAAGAUUCUGUCACCUAAUAAUGUUUAUAUACAGUUAUAAGUGAAGUUUCUCUUUCUGUAAAAUGCAAUUUGAAAA